AUGAGAGCAAAGAGACGCGGCCAAGCCCCAGCCAUGUCCACGUACCCCUCGGUCCAUGGCUACCGCUUCGACACGGCCCUGCGCAAGAAAGCGGCGGCCAACAUCUUCGAAAGCAUCAACGAGGAGUCCCUGCAGAAACUCUUCAGAAACUCCGGGGAUAAGAAGGCAGAGGAAAGAGCCAAGAUCAUCCUCGCCACCGACCAGGACCUGGAGGAGAAGACGCGAGCGCUAAUGGCGCUAAAGCAGAGGCGAAAAGACAAGCUGCUGCAGUUCCGG
Mesitornis unicolor (brown roatelo) is the source of this 276-nucleotide messenger RNA. RefSeq lists its product as uncharacterized. Gene Ontology annotation, molecular function: Notch binding. Gene Ontology annotation, biological process: endothelial cell activation involved in immune response; negative regulation of Notch signaling pathway. Gene Ontology annotation, cellular component: nucleus; cytosol. Lineage: Eukaryota; Metazoa; Chordata; Aves; Mesitornithiformes; Mesitornithidae. The record is from RefSeq and is a predicted model, not a curated record.